Messenger RNA from Echinostoma caproni, 354 nucleotides. NCBI's taxonomy places the organism in Eukaryota, Metazoa, Platyhelminthes, Trematoda, Plagiorchiida, Echinostomatidae. The record is from the annotation of a GenBank genome assembly.
AUGGUAGACAGCGCGGAACCGUUUGAUCGCCGUGUGGCGUUGGCCGCCGCGGCCGCAUUGGCCUCGUUUAUUGAGAGCAAAGAAGCGUUGGAAGCAGAUACGCAAACACAGCACACUCAAGCUUCUUCCCCAGGAGCGGAAACGGAAAAUACACUGUCCGGCUCAGCGGACAUCGAUUCCCCUGGUCCCGUGUCAGCCAAUCGUUCUUUGCACGUGUCCACAGAGGCGUUAGAUUCAAUCGAGGAGUUCUCGCAAUAUUUACCCCCAACUGGACGCUGGUACAAGGCCUUGUCUGUACCGUCCAAAGCGAUCUCAUUAUUCCUCCGCUUCGCCCACAAAAGUGAGUUUUCUUAA